CGAGAAAAAAAAAAAAAGAAAAACCCCCAAAAAAUCCGAGAGAAGCCUGCCGAUGACCCAAAUUUUCCCGGAAAAUUUCUAGCUUUCCCGGGGAGCUCUCCCGCAGUUCCGGAACCUUCUGCUCACGGAAAUGGCGGCGGCCGUUGCUCCCCUGUGCUUCUCGGCCAUCGGUCAGUCCCGCGACAAGAGAUCGCUCGCCUCGUCGACGGGGGCCGCCCCCCGUCCCCACGGCGGCGGCAGCUCCGGCUCCGGCUCCGGCUCCGGCUUCGAGGGGAUUCGGUUCCGUUCGAGCGUAUAUGGAGUAGCGAGGACCUCGACCUCGAGCUCCCGCGCGGUGGCUGUUCGCUGCAUGUGCGCCGCAGUAGAUGUUCCCACUGUCGCUGAGACGAAGCAGAAAUUUCUGAACGCGUACAAGCGGCCCAUCCCGAGUAUCUACAACACCGUGCUGCAGGAGCUGCUCGUCCAGCAGCACCUGAUGCGGUACAAGAAGUUCUACCGGUACGACCCCGUGUUCGCCCUUGGCUUCGUGACCGUGUUCGAUCAGCUCAUGGAAGGGUACCCGAGUGAUGAGGACAGGGAAACGAUUUUUCAGGCGUACAUUCGGGCCUUGAGUGAGGAUCCUGAGCAAUACAGAGUCGAUGCACAAAAGUUGGAAGGAUGGGCCCGCGACCAAAGUUCAGAUUCAUUAGUUAACUUUUCGUCCAGAGGAGGGGAGAUUGAAGAGAAGUUGAAGGAUAUUGCAGAAAGAGCUCGGGGUAAGGGGAGUUUUAACUAUAGCCGCUUCUUCGCCGUGGGCCUGUUUCGUCUUCUUGAACUGGCAAAUGCAACAGAGCCUACAGUACUAGAUAAGCUUUGUGCUGCUUUAAAUAUAAAUAAGAGAAGUGUGGACCGUGAUCUUGAUGUAUACCGUAACCUGCUCUCCAAGCUGGUUCAAGCGAAGGAUUUACUGAAGGAAUAUAUUGACAGGGAGAAGAGGAAGAGAGAAGAAAGGACAGAGUCCCAGAAGGCUAACGAGGCUAUCACAAAAUGCGUGGGAGAGUACCAAGAAGUUGGCCACUAGUUCAGUAUGAUCACUUCUCCAAUCUGCAAUAUGAGGCCCUUGUGACCUUUCUAAAUUUUUGAGGUAUUAGAGUCGGAGGCAACGUGGUUUUGGGCUCUUUGCCUCUUCUUGUGCAUUUGCACGCUAAAUGUGUCGUUCAUAUGUGAAUUCAGCCGAUACAUAGUGUCCCAUUUUUCUGGAAAUAUAUUUUAUAUCCUCAAUCGAUGAAUUUGCAUACUGUAACCUCUCAAAACCUAAUGUAUCUAUUUGGGUAAAUGCAAUACGCAAGAUGUCUUUUUCGGAUUA
Syzygium oleosum is the source of this 1345-nucleotide messenger RNA. Its product is annotated as protein THYLAKOID FORMATION1, chloroplastic. Lineage: Eukaryota; Viridiplantae; Streptophyta; Magnoliopsida; Myrtales; Myrtaceae. Gene Ontology annotation, biological process: thylakoid membrane organization; protein import into chloroplast stroma; photosynthesis. The coding region runs from base 131 to 1060 and encodes 309 amino acids. Gene Ontology annotation, cellular component: chloroplast thylakoid. The transcript has 5 exons. The record is from RefSeq and is a predicted model, not a curated record.